This is a messenger RNA of Emiliania huxleyi CCMP1516, 2010 nucleotides long. RefSeq lists its product as hypothetical. Gene Ontology annotation, biological process: proteolysis. NCBI's taxonomy places the organism in Eukaryota, Haptophyta, Isochrysidales, Noelaerhabdaceae. Gene Ontology annotation, molecular function: dipeptidase activity; cysteine-type exopeptidase activity. Bases 1 to 2010 code for a protein of 669 amino acids. The transcript has 2 exons. The record is from RefSeq and is a predicted model, not a curated record.
AUGCGCCCGGCGUACGCCCUCCUCCUCUCGAGCACCACGCAUGCGUGCACCAUGUACGGCGUCGGCCGCCUCGCGAGCGCCGACGGCACCACCCUCGUCUCCCACAGCGAAGAUUCCGGACCGAACCCAGACGUGCGGCUCUCCUAUGUGCCGCCGGCAACGCACAGCCCGGGCGCAAUGCGCUCAGUCUACACGGUUGAGCCGUCGCAGGGCGCCUUCCCAAAGUUUAUUGGUAGCGCCCUUGGCGAGACCUUCCUGCCGCUGCCCGGCCAGAAGCCGACCGCGGAAAUCGGUCGCAUCCCGCAGGUCGCACUCACCCACGGCUACUACGUCGACAGCUAUGCGACCCAGAACGACUGUGACCUCAGCUUUGGCGAAUCGACCGCGUCGGCAGUUUUCCGUGCCGACCCGGUCGGCCUGCCCGGCGGCACUUCUCUCUUCUCGAUCAACGAGCUGUCCAACAUCGCAGCGGAGAGGGUCUGCUCGGCUCGCGAGGCGGUGUCUUUGAUGGGAGCCCUCGCGGAGAAGCACGGCUUCUACGGCGCCGAUGGCGGCGCCGGCGAGAUGCUGAUGGUGGGCGACCCGAGGGAGGUUUGGAUGUUCCACAUCCUGUCGGACCCGACCGCCAAGUCGGCCAUCUGGGUGGCGCAGCGAGUGCCGGACGACGAGGUGGCGGUGGCGGCGAACCAUUUCAUGAUCCGCGAGGUGGACCUCGACGACCCCGACUUCUUCCUCGGCUCGCGCAACAUGAGCGCAAUCGCGCUGGCGCACGGCCUGUGGGAUGGACAGGGCAAGCUGGACUUCACCGCCGCCUUCUCACUCGGCGAGUACGGCAACAAGUACUAUAGCGGCAGGCGGGUGUGGGACGGCUACCGCCGCUUCAAGCCGUCCCACCACCUCCCGGCGACCUACGAGAGCAAGGCGGGCCCGUGGAGCGGCCUUCAGGAGAGCCGGCCGUACCCGUUUUCGCUCAAGCCCGAUGCGCCGCUCUCCGUGCAAGACCUCUUCGCAGCGCACCGCUCCCACUACGAGGGAACUCCGUACGACAUGACCAAGGGGGCGGCGGCCGGCCCCUUUGGGUCGCCGGACCGCUACGCGCCUGGAAAGGUGGUCAAGGGCGCGUGGGAGCGCUCGGUGGCCAUCUACCGCGCCUCCUUCACCUGGGUCGUGCAGGCGGGAGGCGGGGCGUGCGGAUGCACGGGAAGGAUCUGGCUCGGAAUGGCCGACCCAUCCACGACCGUCUUUGCGCCUCUGAGCGUCUGCACCGGCGCCGCGCCACCGGAGAUGUACACGCGGGGCGGGCCGGGCAAGGUGGAUCGCAAGUCAAUCUACUGGGCGCACCGCUACACUCAGAACCUCGCGCAGAUCCGGUACUCCGCAAUGAUCGUCGACAUCCAGGCGCACGCGGAGCGGUGGGAGGAGCAGGGCGUGAAGCUGGUUUCUGCACUGCGUUGCCAGACUGGCCGCGCGCUCAAGAAGGCGCUGGAUGGCCUCUCGGGCGACAUUCUCGCGUCGAGCUGGGCGUUGACUGACGAGCUGAUGGGAAAGUUCGCCGACGGGGCCGAGGCGGUGCCAAAGCCGAUGGAUGCAACGGGGGCGACGGUGGCGGCGAGGAGCCUCGGCUACACGGCAGAGUGGUUGGCCGACGUGCGCUUCGCGGACGGCCCCGAGAAGAUCGCGGGUCACAUGGCGCACGAGGCGGGGCCGGGAUGGCUCGAGCGGCAGCGGCGCGAGGCCGGCGACGACCUCGCGCUCGCUCUUGCGCGUGAGGCCACCAGGGCGGCAGCGGCGGUGCCCACGGCUCUCCUCGCCAAGCCGAGCGGGCCUGGCCCGGGGGAGCAGCCUGUGGCGGCGUGGAUAGCGGCCGCAGGAGUCGCCCUCGCCGCCCUUGCUGCGCUCGCGGUCGUCCAAAUUGCGAGGGCGGGGCGCCGCGCGAGCUCUGCUCACGCGCGGCCGCUCGCUCCAGCACGGGACGAGUCCAGCUACGUCGGCCUGGCCGCACACGCUUAG